Molecule: messenger RNA, 1752 nt
Organism: Colletotrichum karsti
Lineage: Eukaryota; Fungi; Ascomycota; Sordariomycetes; Glomerellales; Glomerellaceae
Product: threonine aspartase
Exons: 3
Coding region: 1-1752 (583 amino acids)
Biological process (GO): protein maturation
Molecular function (GO): threonine-type endopeptidase activity
Source: RefSeq, a predicted model, not a curated record
AUGGAAUCACUCAAUCUUGGUGUCGAGCGAGAGUCGCUGGACACCAACGUACCUUCUGAGGUUCCAAAGAUUGAUCAGCUCAGUGAUCCGGCACACUCCCAGGGAGAGGCUAUUGGAGGUACUAAUGGCACCGUUGACCGAGUUCUAAAGCGAAUACACAAGGAGAAGUUCACCGGUGCUAUUUUCAUUCACGCAGGUGCUGGCUUCCACAGUCAUCAGAACGAGAAGGUUCACCUCGAAGCUUGCAGCGAUGCCGCGAACAUGGGAAUGAGGUUUCUCAAGUCGGGUGCCUCGGCAACUCACGCUGUCGAGAUGGCUCUAAAGGUCCUUGAAGACAAAGAGAUCACGAAUGCUGGCUACGGUUCGAAUCUGUCUAUGGACGGAACCGUAGAAUGUGAUGCGACUGUCGUCGACCAUCUGGGACGGAGUGGUGCUUGUGGAGCUGUUCCAAACAUCCGGAAUCCCAUUUGUCUUGCAAAACUGAUUCUUAACAAGAGCCAUCAACCUCUAUCUUUGAGACGAGUUCCGCCAAACAUCCUAGUAGGAGAAGGCGCGAAGAACUUCGCCAUGGAGCACGGCAUGCAAACCGUUCCGAACGACCGCUUGAUCUCCAAGAACGCUAGGGAUCGGUUUCUUCGAUGGCAAGAAGACCUCAAGCGAGCCGAAGAGAAAUUAAGGCAGGGAGCAUCUCGCAGAAGUCCCGGAGAGACCCCCGAUGUCUCCCGCCAGUACGAACCCGUGCCUGGCUCAGCAAGAAUAGCCCCAGGCCAGCGAGAUCAUGCCAGUGCCAUUCUCACAGGAACUUGGAACGAGGGUCAGCCGGAUUCUCCGCACCGAAGCUCACCUGCAUUGGAUAACCAGGCUCAAGGCCAAUCUCAAAGCAGUUCUGCAAUGUCGUACUUUCGAACUUCGCCGCAACAAGGAAUGGACAGGUCAGCCCUGAGCUAUAUCGGUGCCUCGUUACCCUCUGCGAAUAAGUCUCGAGCCCAGCUUUGGCAGGAAAGAGCCUCUCCACCUCCUGAUUCCAGUCACUUGGCAAACCAGGCGAAUCGCGAUGGCACAUUUUCGCCCCCUUCGUCGGACGGAGCCAAGCACGCCAGCACAAUUGCACAGCUACAGGCGUGUAGUCCUCGUGGUAUUAAGAGACCAUUCUCUGCUACCGGUAUUGAGGAGGAGGAGGAUAUUAUCACCGACACCGUUGGAGCCAUUGCCAUUGACGACAAGGGACACAUUGCGGCAGGCUCGUCAUCUGGAGGCAUUGGUAUGAAGCAUCGAGGGCGCAUAGGGCCCGCCGCUUUGGUGGGCAUCGGAUCAGCAGUUGUGCCCUGCGACCCGGACGACCCUGACCAAGUCAGCGUGGCUACUGUGACCAGCGGUACUGGAGAGCACAUGGCCACCACGAUGGCGUCUCAGCGAUGCGCGGAGCGAAUCUAUGGCAACACUCGCAGGGGGCCGAACGGAAGAGACGUCGAGGAGUGGGAUGAAGAUACUAUCAUGGAAUCAUUCAUCACGAACGACUUCAUGGGCCACCCCGGCGUCAAGAACUGCAAUUCGGUCGGAGCGAUUGGCGUGAUGACGGUCAAGAAGACGCGGACGGGGUACUAUUUAUACUUCGCGCACAACACUGACUCCUUCGCGCUCGCUUCGAUGGGUGGCUCCGACAGGCAGCCUGUGUGCGUCAUGUCUCGUCUGGGAGAGUCGGCUCAAGUCACACGGGGUGCUCGGCGCAUACGGGUCGAUCUAGGGUCUUGA